AUGCACCCUCUCACGCUCCUUCUCUUUACCUCUCCUUUCGUCACCGGCCUCGCCAUCCGCGAUAUCCAAUGCGGAGCCCCUGGCAUCGACAAGGGGUAUCCCACCCCGUUUCUAAGGCGCGAUUUCAACUGCGAGACGGUCUUGUCCGACUGCUCCAAGCUGUGCCAUGACACGCCAAGUUGUGAAAGCAUCGCCGCGGGCAAGAAUGCGUGCUUUCUAUACUCCUCGGCCGUGGCGGCGAACUUCAAGCCAGACGCAAGCUCCCCGCUGAAGUAUUAUGAUGCAGGUUGCUUCCCGCCUAGUUACCCAGUGGCAUCGACUUCCAAGGUGCUCCCAGGUAGCACGUCCACUCCCUACCCGACAAAAGUCGUCAGCUCGACUUCGGAGGCCGAGCCCACGACAACGUCCACUCCAACGUUGCCUGUAUACCCAACCACAACAUCGCAAGUCACACCACCAACAUUCACUUCGACUGUGCCAGUGACCACCGAGCCGAGCACUUCCACGCCGGAAACCAGUAUUUCCACUGUAGCUCCAGCUACCACUGAAACCAGUACAUCUACGACUGAGGCAGGCACUUCUACGACCGAAGUUAGCACCUCAACUGUAGCUCCAAUUACUUCUGAAACCAGCACUUCGAGUAUAGCACCGGCUACUACUGAAACCAGUACAUCCACAACAGAGGCCAGCACCUCGACUGUAGCACCCGUUACUACAGAAACGACUACUUCAUUCUCGACUUCGGUCUUCACCUCUCUGUCUACUAGCGGAACGAGCACGUCUACAACCUUUUCGACAACCACGUUUUCCUUUACUGAGACCAGCUCCCCUACUACCGAGACAAGCGCCUCCACGUCCGAGACCAGCACUUCAUUCUCAACUUCGGUGAUCACCUCCGUAUCUACUAGUGGAACGAGCACGUCUACUUCCUUAUCAACGACCACGUUCUCCACCGAAGCCAGUACUUCUACAUCUGAGCUAACUACCUCAUCUGAGACAAGUACUUCAUCCAUGGAGCCGGUUUCGACGUCGGUAACCACCUCCCUAUCCACCAGCGGCACGAGUACUUCGACCACAUUGUCGACAAUCACAUUCUCUUCCGCUGUGACAAGCACCACAUUCUCGACGACAGUCAUUACCUCCUUAUCCACGAGUGACACAAGCACAUUUACAAGCCUGUCCACGUCGACCUUCUCUCCUAGUGAGACAAGCACUGAGUUCUCAACGACAGUGAUUACCUCAUUCUCCACCAGCGACACAAGCACAUCCACUAGCUUGUCCACAUCAACGUUCUCUACCUCUACAACACCCACCGCAACACCUACUCCGGCUCUCAUUUCAGUCACAGAUCAAAAUGGCACCUUUGUCGGCUAUGUAGGCCAGGGUGACGAUGGCUUCCUCACCACUGACGCUCUGUUUGACACUGCAUUGAGGUUUCAAUUUGAUCUCCAGGGCCCUCUUCUGCAAUUGCAGUCGAACCUGUAUACUCUCGCGGGCGACGUUAUCGGUGGCCUUUUUGAAACCCCCUUCCCUUCUGAUCAAGUAAAUCUUGAAACUUUGUCGGGCAUAUUCGUAUACUUCACCGACGUACAGCCUACCCCCCCCGGAAGUUUGCCUGUCUAUGAGCUCCUACCGCUUUUCAAUGGAUUUGCCGAGAGCGCGAUCUUCACGAUCGACUUGGUGGCCAAUUCAAUCACAGCGCAGUGGAUCAAUUCAGACGGCAGCACAGCACCAAAUCUGUUUUUCAAGGGCGGCAUAGGGAAUGUAUUAGGCUUGUCGGGCAACCCUCUCAACCCACUAGUGACCUUGUCAAUUCAGGUAAUUUGA
This is a messenger RNA of Neoarthrinium moseri, 1827 nucleotides long. RefSeq lists its product as uncharacterized. The record is from RefSeq and is a predicted model, not a curated record. The transcript has 5 exons. The coding region runs from base 1 to 1827 and encodes 608 amino acids. NCBI's taxonomy places the organism in Eukaryota, Fungi, Ascomycota, Sordariomycetes, Amphisphaeriales, Apiosporaceae.